Molecule: messenger RNA, 1339 nt
Organism: Cucurbita maxima (winter squash)
Lineage: Eukaryota; Viridiplantae; Streptophyta; Magnoliopsida; Cucurbitales; Cucurbitaceae
Product: reticulocalbin-2-like
Exons: 7
Coding region: 75-1166 (363 amino acids)
Cellular component (GO): endoplasmic reticulum
Molecular function (GO): calcium ion binding
Source: RefSeq, a predicted model, not a curated record
CUUUUCAGCUUCAUUAAUCAAAACACGAAGCCCUGCAAUUUCCCAAAUAAAUAAACAAUCAAUCUUCCAAGAAAAUGGGGAAGCUCUCAAUUUUCAUCUACAUAUCAAUCUUUUCCCUUCUUCUAAUCCUUUUCUUUCACACCCCAUCACGACGCAUCACCCCUCGCCACCGCCGCCUCCGCCUCCGCUCCAACUUCACCUUCAAUCAGCCACUCCACCGUCAGCAACAAGACCACUACGCCCCCUUCGACCCUCUCAUCGCCAACAUCCAACUCCGCCGUGAGGACGAGGAAUGGCAGAACCAUUCCCUCGGCCCUUCCCAAUCCGAUGCCGCCGAUUCCCACCCAGAGUGGGAGGAGUUCAUAAACGAUGAGGACAGGUUUAAUGUCACCGAAAGAUUGUCCUCUCUUUUCCCCAAUAUCGAUGUGAACCCUACCGAUGGGUUUAUAUCUGUAGAGGAAUUGACUCGCUGGAACUGGCAGCAGGCCAUGAAUGCGGCUCUGCAUCGGACUGAAAGGGAAUUUGAAACUCACGAUGAGGAUCGUGAUGGGUUUGUUUCCUUCGCCGAGUACGAGCCCCCCAGUUGGGUUAUGGCCGCUGGUAGUAAUAGUUCUUCCGGCUAUGAUAUUGGCUGGUGGAAUGAGGAGCAUUUCAAUGCAUCAGAUGCUGAUGGGAAUGGGGCUUUGGAUAUGUCUGAAUUUAAUGACUUCUUGCAUCCUGCUGACAGCAGGAAUCCAAAGCUGCUUCUAUGGCUGUGUAGAGAUGUUGUAAGGGAAAGAGAUAACAGCAAAGAUGGAAAGCUCAGCUUCAGCGAGUUUUCCCCGGCAAUUUUUGACUUAGUAAGAAGAGUCGAUGAAGAUUACGGUUCGUUGAGUUGGGAUGAUGAUCAAAUGGAGGCACGGGCAAAAAAGAUGUUCUUAGAGCUUGACAAGGACGAAGAUGGGUAUCUUUCAGCAACAGAACUGCUGCCUGUUAUAGGAAAGAUCCAUCCAUCAGAAGCUUACUAUGCAAAACAACAAGCAGAAUACAUCAUCUCUCAGGCAGAUAGUGAUAAUGAUGAACUCCUAACUUUGAACGACAUGAUCGACAACCCGUUUGUGUUCUAUAGCUCGGUUUUUAGUGAAUACGAGAUGGAUUACUAUCCGUACCACGAUGAAUUUCGUUAGCUGAAUACUGUUGUUUAAAGAAAACAGAAUAUGCGACAAAUGAAAACGACGUCGUGAAAGCUCGACAAUCUUCGAAGAGAUUUUGCUUUAGAAAUAAUAUUAGUUAUAGGUGAUUCUUUUGGAUUCCUCGUCAAAUUUUAAAAAUAAUUAAUAAACGUAAUAGUAUUUUAGUA